ACCCCAAAAACAAUUUGACGAACAUUCGCAUUCGCUAUAAAUAAUCGGUUUCUCUCGCUCUUGUCGUCUGCAGUGCGGAUUUCGGCUCUAUACUUUCUCUCAGAAGCCGGAACUGAAACAAAACUCCGUUGCGAACAAACUCUCUGCUCGUGAUUUGUGAAUUUCGGUAACGGAUGCAAGAAUCCGGUCAUCCGGCAGGCUUAAGCGAAGGAGGAUCAGAGACCCAGAAGGUCAUGGGGAUUGAAAGUUUCUGCCUGUUUAUUGGGACGAUUUAGUGCGAAUCGAUUCGAGGAUUUUAGGGUAUUAUUCCAGACUUUGUUAGUAAUAAUUUCAACUAAUUAGUUAAAGAUGCAAUGUCGAAGGCGUGAUGAUUACUAUGUUAGAGAGUCGGAAAGUAUGAAACUACACGCUCAGGAUCGGCUUCAUCUGGAUCAUGAUCGAUAUGGGAAGACCCGUCGAGAGGCACUGGAUCGGUCUCCGCGUCUAAGGAGGAGUUUGAGCCCUCACAGAGUUGGUGCUUCCCGACGCGAAGUGGGUUUGGGUCAGAGGGUCGACACCAUUGAAAGGAGGGACGAGGAUUGGCAUCUCAGAACUGGAAGGAACAAUAACGUCGACUCAAGGUCACAUUCUUAUGGCCAGGCGAGGAAAAAACCUAACUUUGAGGAACUGUACCAUCAGAAUGAUCACAGGCAGCUUUCGGAUUUGCAGCAGACGCGUGUGGUACCUGAGCCAAGGAAAUUUCAUGCUGGUGAUGAAGUUUUAGAUUAUGAGCAUGACCUUCGGUAUAGGCAUGAUGAUUUGAGAAUUAGGAAAGAUAAAGAAACUAUUGAAGGGAGAUGGUCGGUUGGCAGUGGACAAAGGAUGACGGAUCAAAAACUUUUGGCUAUGGAAGAGAGCACGGCAAUGGGAUCAUAUAGUUCAUCUUUGAAUAUGGGUUCCACGUCAAUUUACAAAGACUUCUUACCAUCUUCUCAGAGUUUGGAUGUGCGAAGUCUUGAUGAUGAAAGACUUAAAUUUCGAAGUCAUGUAGUUUCAGAUAAAUCACAAGUCACAGAGUCCCAUGAAGUUGAAGAAAGCCGUAGGUUUAGUUCAAGGAAUAUUGGAUAUUUGGCAAGCUCGGGAUUUUAUUCCAAAGAAUAUGAAAGAUCUUCGUCAGGGCCAUUUACAAGCAAGUCUUUGGAAUCUUAUCAGGAUGGCCAGUACUUUGAGGUUUCGGAUGAUUUUCCAACAAGGAGCCAUGGAGACCUUAUGGACCGUUUAGACUUUAAGUCAUAUGGGAAAAGGACCCUUGUAGAUUCAGCCAUUGAUCUUGUUGGUGGAGAAAGGAAUUUUACUCCUCAUCAACAAAGUACUAAUAGUCCUAUGAGGGAGCAUAUGAGCUAUUUUUAUUCUAAACCUGAGGGAACAGUUAAUGAUUCAAAUGAAGAUCCAUCUCGAGUGAUGCAGAAAAUUAAUCAAACACAUGAUUAUAUUGAUUAUGGUAGAGCAAUUGUGUCUGAUCUUGGAGACUUUUCAAGACCAAAAGUUGCAAACUCCAGUUCGCUGAAAUUACAAAAUCCUGAGAACUUGUUUGCAAAUCAUAGUACUGGAAUAGCACUUAACCGUUAUAGUCUUAGAGAACAGAGAGUUUUAGAUUACCCUGAUAUAGGACUAACCUCAAAAACAAUAAACCAUGACUGUGAAUAUGCAAGUACUGGAUCCAUCCAUGUUGAAGUGGGAAGGAGAGUAACUCAAGAUUAUGAAGUUUCGGACAUCAACCCUUCUGAGUAUAGUAAAAAAUUGCAUGAAAGAUCAGAUUAUGGCUCUGAAAGAGAAGUAGGUUCACAUUAUUUGAAAGAGAGGUUGCAUAGAUCUUCCAUGUCUAAGUGUGAUGGAGAAACUUAUAGAAAUUCUGAAAGAGUGCAGAGAAUGACAGAGGGUGUUUCCGCUUAUAAGUUGAGGGAUCAGAUGCCAAAAAGAAAUUAUUUCGAGGAAGAUAUGAAUUUACUUGAUCAUAGAAUAAGUAUGCCAUGUGAAUACACACCCGACAAGGUUGUGGAUAUGUAUGAUAGUGGUGAAGCGUGGAUGGAUGAUGAUACCAGUCACAGAUAUACAUCCAGGAAAGCAGGAUUUGACCAUGGCAAAUACAGGAAGUCGAAUAAGAAAUACGAUCGUCAUAAUUUCCAUGCUUCUGAUGAUUCAUUUUCAUGUGAAAGGUAUUUAGACCAUGCACAGAAAUUCAAAAAUGGUCCUAAAUAUAUGAAGGGCAACAGAAGACAUGGUCCUUCAAGCUGGAUCAAGUCACAAAAUGUUGAUCUCAGAAAUAGUCUUCAUAGACCGCUUAAAAUUUGGAAAAAUACUGAAGAAGAUAACGAUUAUGUUCAUGUAAACGACGAUGGCCUGUCAGAUGAUUUCAUAAAACCUACAGAGUCUGAACCACCUGAGGAUUCUGAAGAGUUCAAACAAAUGGUUCAUGAGGCAUUUCUGAAGUGCUCCAAAAAGCUGAAUAUGAAGCCUACUGUCAGGAAAAAGUACAAGGAGCAAGGAAAUGCUGGUAGUUUAUAUUGCAUCGUAUGUGGCAUAAGCUCCUCAAAGGAAUUUUUGGAUACUAAACGCCUGGUAAAGCAUGCUUACAUGUCCCACAGGACUGGGUUGAGGGCUCAGCAUUUAGGUCUUGCCAAAGCCAUAUGCGUUUUGAUGGGGUGGAAUAGUGCCAUGCCCCAAGACACUGUAACAUGGGUUCCCGAGGUGUUGCCCAAGGAAGAAGCUGUGGUUCAGAAGGAAGAUCUUAUCAUCUGGCCUCCAGUUAUUAUCAUCCGCAACAUCUCUCUGUCGCACAGCAACCCCGAUAGGUGGAGAGUUGUAACGAUCGAAGCACUCGAGACUUUCUUAAGAAGUAAGAAUUUGCUGAAGGGGAGAGUGAAAAUAACUUUGGGGAGUCCUGCAGAUCAAAGUGUGAUGGUGUUGAAGUUCCUGGCCAUGUUUUCUGGUUUGACAGAUGCAGAAAGACUCCAUAAAUUCUUUUCUGAAAGGAGACAUGGAAGAGUGAAUUUCGAGGUGGCAAAGUGCAGAAAUGGGGGAGCAGAAAUGGAGGGAGACAAGACUGAAGAGAGAAUGCUUUAUGGAUACUUGGGAAUUUCAGAGGAUUUGGAUGAUGUAGAAUUCAAUGUAAGGAAGUUAAGUACCAUAAAGAGCAAAAAGGAAAUUUUGGAGUUGUAAAACGCUCUUUCUACAAAGCUAACAGCAGACAUGGAAUAAUGAAGUUCUUUUUACUCACAAA
This is a messenger RNA of Momordica charantia (bitter melon), 3259 nucleotides long. RefSeq lists its product as uncharacterized. Gene Ontology annotation, biological process: regulatory ncRNA-mediated gene silencing. The record is from RefSeq and is a predicted model, not a curated record. NCBI's taxonomy places the organism in Eukaryota, Viridiplantae, Streptophyta, Magnoliopsida, Cucurbitales, Cucurbitaceae.